Messenger RNA from Orbilia oligospora ATCC 24927, 1251 nucleotides. RefSeq lists its product as uncharacterized. The transcript has 4 exons. Lineage: Eukaryota; Fungi; Ascomycota; Orbiliomycetes; Orbiliales; Orbiliaceae. Gene Ontology annotation, cellular component: mitochondrion; nucleus. The record is from RefSeq and is a predicted model, not a curated record. Gene Ontology annotation, molecular function: uracil DNA N-glycosylase activity. Gene Ontology annotation, biological process: base-excision repair, AP site formation via deaminated base removal; base-excision repair. Bases 1 to 1251 code for a protein of 416 amino acids.
AUGUCGGCCAAAAGAAAAGCCACAGAUUCCGCUUCAUCCGCCGCAGGGAAGAAACCAAAGGCGGCGACUAUCACCGGAUUCUUUUCCGCUGCUCCCAGCUCAUCUAAAACGCCAUUUGAUAAGGCGGCAUGGGCUGCUAAACUCCCGCCCCAACAGAGAGAGCUCUUGAAGCUUGAAAUCGAUACUUUGGAUGCUUCUUGGUUGGCGGUGCUCAAGGAUGCCCUUCUUGAUCCAUCGUUUUUGAAACUCAAGGCGUACUUGAAGGAAGAGUUUAAAGCGAAUAGAGCAUACCCACCUGCUAAUGAUGUUUACUCUUGGUCUCGUCACACUCCAUUCGACAAAGUCAAAGUUGUAAUUCUCGGUCAAGACCCCUACCAUGGCCCUAAGCAAGCACACGGCCUCUCCUUCUCCGUCAGACCGCCGACAGUUGCCCCACCGUCGCUUAGGAAUAUCUUUGGUUGCUUGGAAAAUGACUACCCGUCUUUCCGCCCCCCAGAGAACAGACUUGGUCUUUUGACACCAUGGGCCGAACGUGGUGUAUUGAUGUUGAAUACUUGCUUGACUGUGCAACCUGGCAAGCCCAACAGCCAUGCGAACAAGGGAUGGGAACAGUUUACACAGAAGGUUAUCGAGAUUGUGGCGCAGAAGAGGAUGAAGGGGGUUGUGUUUAUGGCUUGGGGGAAGCCAGCUCAGGGAAGGAUUGCGAAGAUCAACAAAGAUACACACUUGAUCCUAUCAUCAUGCCAUCCAAGCCCGUUGGCACAACCCACUGCAGCGGUCAAAUUCAAAGAUGUCAAGCACUUCAUACAGGCCAACCAAUGGUUAGAGAAGAAGUAUGGUGAGGACGGCCCAAUUGACUGGAACUCUAUCAACCCCAAGAAUACGCCACUCUUUAAGUCCAAGGCUCAGGCCUCCACUUCCACCAAACCAGCGGCUCCAGCGGAUGAUAUACCAGAUGAGAUCGCUGAGAAGUUUGAAGACAAGAUCAAUAAUGAAAAAGAGGUGCCCUCCCUUGACGAUGACGAGGAAGCUCUGAGGGAAGCCGAGGCACUGGAGGAAUCUAGCGCGAAGAAGGGUGCAAAAAAGGAAGCUCCAAAGGCCAAAGGGAAAGAGAAGGCAAAGAAAGAAGAGCCAAUUGAGAACGAAUAUGGAGAGGACGAUAUUGACUGGGACGAAGCUGCAUUGAAGUCCGAUCAAGUCGAAGAAGAAGCAAUACAGGCCAAGAAGACCAGGGGCAGAGGCAAGAAAUAG